CUCCCCUGCAGCGGCUAUGAAAUCACUCCGAGGGUCAAAUCCAGCCUAUAAAGCGUCAGUCAGGUCCGCCCAAGAUUACACUCAGUUCUCUAUUCCGCGGCACUGCCAUGUUUCUUCAGGUUUAUGUAUUAUUCGCCAUGGUGGCAGUUGGCCUAGGGAGCACAGUCCCGUCAUACAAUACUCCUGCGCCAUCCUAUAGUGCCCCAGCCCCAAGAUACAGUGCUCCUGCCCCUUCGGGACCUGCUCAGUACAAUUUCAACUACGCAGUGAAAGAUGACUACUCUGGGAACGACUACAAUCAUCAGGAAAAUCGUAGUGGCUAUGAUACUCAGGGAGCUUACUACGUUCUCCUGCCCGACGGCCGUGUACAGAGAGUUGCCUACACCGUGAACGGCGACUCCGGAUAUGUUGCAGAAGUUACUUACGAAGGCGAGGCCCAAUACCCUGCUUACCAACCUACCCCUUCUCGCUCCUACCAAUCGGCCCCUACUCCAUCCUAUAAACCGAGCCCUAGUUAUACUUAGGUCAUUUUUUUGGAAGAUAUCGGA
Messenger RNA from Penaeus chinensis, 548 nucleotides. Its product is annotated as cuticle protein 7-like. Lineage: Eukaryota; Metazoa; Arthropoda; Malacostraca; Decapoda; Penaeidae. The transcript has 3 exons. The record is from RefSeq and is a predicted model, not a curated record. Gene Ontology annotation, cellular component: extracellular matrix. The coding region runs from base 108 to 524 and encodes 138 amino acids.